This is a messenger RNA of Wyeomyia smithii (pitcher-plant mosquito), 4243 nucleotides long. RefSeq names its product sterol regulatory element-binding protein 1 (gene SREBP). Gene Ontology annotation, molecular function: DNA-binding transcription factor activity, RNA polymerase II-specific; protein dimerization activity; RNA polymerase II cis-regulatory region sequence-specific DNA binding. The coding region runs from base 504 to 4031 and encodes 1175 amino acids. Gene Ontology annotation, biological process: regulation of transcription by RNA polymerase II. Gene Ontology annotation, cellular component: nucleus. The record is from RefSeq and is a predicted model, not a curated record. NCBI's taxonomy places the organism in Eukaryota, Metazoa, Arthropoda, Insecta, Diptera, Culicidae. The transcript has 5 exons.
CGUUUUUAGUUAUUAUUUUGACACCGACUUGAAAGCAUUGUUUCAGCAAAGCCAUUGGGCUGUUGAACUGCGUUAUAAUAAAUCAAACAAGUAAUUGCCAGAAGCCGCUCUUUGGGAAUAAAAUCUAGUUUGAUUGAACAACUAGAGUGAUUGAUUUUCACCUAUACAAGAAGGGAAAAUCUGAUGUGAAUGAUGCAACUCGGCGAGAUUAUGAAUUAUGAUGUUGGCGUUGUGUUGUGUUGAGUGACGUCACCGUCGUGAAAAAUCAUACGAUACUUCGUUCUGAGCGCUGAUUGGUUGUAGCGAACCGUCGUCGCUGAUCGGAUGGUAUUUCCUUACCUUCGCGCAAUUUCGUCUUACCCUCGAACUGCCUGUGUUUUCAUUAUUCCAAUAAGGUUACUGAUGCAACGAAGAAAAGUUCAGAUAAAUAAUUUAGGUGGAAAACAUACUGAAUAAAGUGCAGAAUCAGUGUUACAUUUUGUUUUGAAAUCAUAAGAGAUACUAUGGAUGGCAGAAACGGCUGGGAUAGCUUCCAGCCCGGUGACUCACUAAGGAUGGAUAUUGAGGACAAUGUACUCAAAGGGGACGAACUGGAUAUCAAUUACAUUUCUGAUAUGUAUCAACUAAAUGAAGAAAAACUUAUGAAUAUGGUGGGUGAGGAUUUUCUCAGUCAAUACAGCUGGGAGGAUAACGUUUUGGAUGCUCCAUGUUCUCCAUUGCUGAACUCGCUGAACGAUUCAGGAACAUCGUCACUCGAUAUAAAGCAAGAAGAUUACAGCUUUCUUCAUAGCAGUACUGCAUCUGCAGUACAACAAAAAGAGCAAAAGCAACCAUUCUACAGCAAUUUAGUAUCGAAAGAUCCUAUGAUAUCUGUUAGCAGCCCUGGCACGAAAUCGAAAACCCCCAUUCAACCUGCACCAUCCGCUCCGGUUCCACCAAUCAAGCAGGAACCUAUCUUAAUCCAUCCUCAGCCAGUAACCACAACAGCAGCUCCGAUAUUUUUGACCCAGAGUCGGCCUAACAUAACAGCCAACGGCAGUUCAACAAUUCUACUACAAAACUCGGGUGGUCGUAGUGGUUACUCUUACGUUAAAACUAUUGCUCCGGCCAAUAGCGCUCCUGCGAGCGUCCCUCAGAGCAUUCUACCAGCAAAUGUGCGCGUUCAAAACAUUCUAACUACUAAAACGACGGUAGCGCCAGUCCCAACUACAACGGCGACUGCCAUUCCUGUCAUGCAGCAAGUUUUCACCUUUCAAAGCGGCGAUAAACAGGUUCUGCUCCAGGCAAAUCCUACAGCUGUAAUGACUACCAGCAGUCAGAACAUUCACACCCUGGUGAAUACACCAAACGGUCCAAUUUUGACUGCUGGGAUUCCACUGGUUUUAGACUCAUCAGAAAAUGCCGGAAAAUUACAGAUUAAUCGUCUACAACCGCAAACACACACUUCUUCCUCCAGCAGCUCCGCCAGCAAUCCACAGCCGAAGGUUAAGGAAGUCAAACGGUCCGCUCACAAUGCCAUCGAGCGCCGCUAUCGGACCUCUAUUAACAGCUGUAUAGUUGAACUGAAAAAUAUUGUCGUUGGUGUUGAUGCUAAACUGAACAAAUCUGCCAUCUUGCGCAAGGCAAUCGAUCACAUCCGCCACCUGCAGAAGCAGAACAAUAAUCUCAAGCAGGAAAACAUGUACCUGAAAAUGAAGAUGACUAAUCGGAAGCAAUCACUCAAGGAUCUUCUAGUAGCAAACGUCUCAGAUGAUCUGGUUCCGAUGCAGGGUCCGAUAACGCCUCCCCGAAGCGAUGAGUCCAAUCCUUCGUCCUCGCCCUCGCACCAAUCAGACAACAGCUCGAUGCCUCCGUCUCCUUUCGGGACUGGAUCAUCGACCGGAAGCAGUGCGGCUGGUGCGAUGGAAGAGUCUCUCAAUGAUGAUGAACUCAUGAGUAGUGUACGAGGAAUGUCCGCACAUUCGCGGCUGACUCUAUGUAUGUUUAUGAUGGCGGUUUUGGUUAUCAAUCCCUUCGGCAAUUUUUUGUCUCAACGGGGUGGCGGUCUGGAACUCGAACCCGGAACCAGCAGACGUAUUCUUGCAGUGGAGGAACCUCUCUUUUCUUUCGGCAGCCUUGCUUCCUCGGUUUUAAUAUUCCUGUUCAAUUCCGGACUGCUUGCAUUCACUUUGAUUAAGAUGUUGGUUUAUGGGGAUCCAAUUUUACCUGCUCGGUCCAAAGCUUCAACGGAAUAUUGGAAACAUAAAAAACAAUCGGAUUUAGAUUUCGAACGAGGUAACAUCGCGGCUUCUCUACAAGAAGCAAAACGUUGUCUCGCCGCUUUCGGGGUAUCAAUUCCGAAAAGCCGUCUGGAAACGGUGACCACUACUUGUUGGCAGUUUGUACGAAUGUUUUUACACCGUAUCUACAUUGGGCGGUGGCUAUCUCGACGAACCGGAGGUAUUUUCAAGCCGGAAUCCCAACGCAUGGACGCUCUCAAUUCGGCCAAAGAGUUGGCAUUACUGUUCCACCGCUUGAACCAACUUUACUUGGUGUCUGAUGAGGUUGAGGUCAACGGGCUAAUGAUGUCGCUAUACGCAGUUAAUAUGGCAGAAGCGGCUUCCAGUGUUAUUUCUCCGGAAGAUAUGAUUGAAAUUUAUAUCACGGCUGCCUUGCGCGUUAAGAAAAGUUAUCCGCGUUACAUGCACUACUUCUGUCGCUACUAUCUGGCCAAAGCAAAACAAGUAUACGGAGAAAGUGAUCAGACUCCCGGCAAGUUUGACUGGGCUUUUACGUCGUACGGUUUUCGUUUUCUCACUAAUCAUGCCGUUCAGUUUGAGGACCAUUCGGAAUCGAUGUUUGCCAUGUUGGCCAACAAAGCAGACCCCCUGGAGUAUAUGAUGAGGGAUUAUCGCGAAAAUUUACUGCAAAAGUCCAUCCAGUGUUUGGUCGGCUCCGGUCAGAUCAGUCGCAAACAUGCUAACGCUGCUUUCGUGCAACAAUCACAGAUCGCAGCGACAACUGGAACGCCCGCUGCUAACAACAAAGAUUCCACUAAGGACGAUCAAUCGGAUAAUGGAAAAACUUCGGCGCCGGCUAGUUAUCCAUAUUCUGGCUGUCAAAUCAGCAACGUGCUUCAUUUUACACAACUUUUGCUGGACAGUCUUAGCGUGGAGAAGCAACCAGUAACAUUCGAUCGAUGCAUUCUCAGCGGUAACUGCUGCCAGGAUCGGCUAGCGCACUGGUGGUCAAGCUUACUUAGCAUCGCUGCUCAUUGGUUACUAGGUGAAGAUGCCGAAGCAGAGCGCUUGUAUUUGCACAUUGAAAAUUUACCACCGGAACUGGUUAAGUCAGAGGACACAUUACCAAAGGCUUUAUUUGCGGCCUUCCAAGCGAAACGAGCAUUGCUGAACAAACCGCACUAUGAUUCGAUUGUCGUUUUUCAAAACUGUAACGCUGGAAGCCAAUUUUUGGAGGAUAGUUUGACAACGAACAUCUGCAAAAGUCCAAUGCGAUUGAAAGUGCUCGCCCAGCUGCUGGCAUGUGAUUGGCUACUAGAAGCCCGCACCGGUCUGUGGGAAUCGGAUAACGAAAAGUUUCAGAGCCAAUGUGGGGAGUAUGUCCCGGUGUCUGGUGUCGUACUAGCAAAAUUCCAGAAGGAUCUGAACUCGCUGCGAAUCGUCACUAACGAUAUUCCGAACGCUCAAUCGCGGCUAUUUUUGUAUGAAGCAGUGUGUCGCUUGAUGGCUGGUGCUGCGCCCGGACCAACCCAGCAGCUCCUGGGACAUAGUCUGCGGCCUCGCUACUCUCGAGCAUCGAUUAUUUGCAGCGGUAAGGACCGUAAUGCGCAGCUAGAGGGAGGUCGGGAACGAGCGGCGGCCCUGUAUGUUGCCUGCAAACAUCUUCCGGCACCUUGCCUUUCGGCACCAGGUGAACGGGUCAGUAUGCUGCACGAGGCGGCCAAAACCUUGGAAAAGAUCGGCGAUAAAAAACGACUGCUGGAAUGCUAUCAACUGAUGCGGUCCCUUGGCAGUGGAACUGUUACGAAUUAAAUUCAAACUGCUUAUUAUUAUUCUGCCUUGAUUGGUUUAUUUAUUGUAGACGUGUGUUAAGAAUAAUUUAGAAUAAUGUGAUUAUUUCACCCACUAAGAGCGAAGCUUUUGGCAGAACCUUUUCUUUUUAGCAUUUAGUGUGUAGUAGUAGACUAAGUUGCUGUUGGAUUUAAAUAUUGCCUAAAUACAUUGCAGUAGCCUUGCAACCAAAA